Moesziomyces antarcticus is the source of this 1725-nucleotide messenger RNA. Its product is annotated as carbohydrate-binding module family 35 protein. Gene Ontology annotation, biological process: carbohydrate metabolic process. The transcript has a single exon. Gene Ontology annotation, molecular function: hydrolase activity, hydrolyzing O-glycosyl compounds. NCBI's taxonomy places the organism in Eukaryota, Fungi, Basidiomycota, Ustilaginomycetes, Ustilaginales, Ustilaginaceae. The record is from RefSeq and is a predicted model, not a curated record. The coding region runs from base 1 to 1725 and encodes 574 amino acids.
AUGAUGCUGCUUUCCGCAGGUGGCAUGAGCAUGGUCGCUGCUGCGAUCAUGCUUGCAUCUGCCCCUUCCGGCUCCGAUGCCAAGUCGCUGCGGUCCAACGUCCGCGCUCGUCAGUCGUCGGGAGCCAGCGUGCAGCCGACGCCCGGCAUGGGCUUCAACACCUACAACCAGGUCUCUUGCAGUCCCACCGAGGCGUCGUCGCACAAGACCAUGGACAUCAUGGCCUCGCAAGGCUACAUCGCCGCUGGCUAUGGAAUGUUCGGAAUCGAUUGCGGAUGGGUAGCCAAAACCUCGAGCCGUGACUCGGCUGGCAAUCUGAUGAUCGACACCAACAACUUUCCAUCAGGCAUGAAGAACCUCGGCGCUUACGCCACCUCCAAGGGUCUAGAAUUUGGUCUCUACUCGGACGGAGGCUUCCUGGCUUGCGACCCCGACGUGCCCAGCAAGCGACUCGGAAGUCUGAAUCACGAGGACCAGGAUGCGGCUCUGCUGAAGAGUUUCAACGUCACUUACCUCAAGUACGACAACUGCUACGCCGGAGGCACCACCGCUGGCGACAACGCCCCAAAGGCUGCCCGCACCGACUUCCCCACUCGCUUCGGCGCCAUGAGCAACGCACUUGCCAAGGUUGGCAUCCAAAAGAUGCUUGUCUGCCAAUGGGGUGUGCCGCAGCGCCAGUCCGACGGCUCUCUGGUCGGCCCCGAUCAGUGGACCAAAGGCCUGAGCACAUCGUACCGUCUGUCGGACGACAUUGCGGGAGGCUGGGUGAACGUGGUGCGUAUCCUCAACCAGGCCAUUCCGAUCUCGCUCAACGACCGCAGCGGGCCUGGUCACUUUGCCGAUGGCGAUCUGCUCGAGGUAGGCAACGCAGGCAUGAGCAUCGACGAGCAGGCGUCGCACUUUGCCUUUUGGGCCAUGAUCAAGUCGCCUUUGAUGAUCUCGACCGAUCUGUCGACCAUCUCGGCCGAGGCCAAGGCGAUCCUGCUCAACAAGGGCCUCAUUGCCGUCAACCAGGACAAGCUCGGCCAGCCCGUCAAGCUCGUGGAGAGGAGGACCAACGACUUUGACCUGCACGCAGGCAACCUGAGCAACGGAGACCUGGCGGUGCUCGCCAUUGAUUGGACCAACUCGCAGCGAACGAUCAAGAUCGACUUUGCGCAGCUCGGUGUGGAGUCGGCCGACGUGAUGGAUCUGUGGGCGGGCACCACGCAGAAGGGCGUCCAGGGCUCGUUCAGCAAGCAGGUCAAGGGCCACGGCUCGAUUGCUCUGCGUCUGACCAACAUCAAGAAGACCAGCACCCCUGCCCCUCGACUGACGUACGUCGAGGCCGAGUCUGGCGUACUGGCCGGCAGGGCUUCCAAGACUCAGUGCGCCGGUUGCUCCAACGGCGGCAAGGUCUCCAACGUCGGCGGAGGCGGCGGAAACACGCUGACGCUCAGCAACAUCAAGCCCAGCUCGUCCGAGGCGGUGCUCUACUUUGACUACAUCAACGCCGACGUGAGCUUCUCGUUCGCUGGCCUCACCAACGAGCGCUUCGCCCAGAUCAGUGUCAACGGAGGAGCCCCGCACAACGUCAGCUUCCCACUCUCGGGCUACGACUGGAACAAGGACGUGACCAAGGCGUACAAGGUGCGCCUCAGCGGCUUCCGACCCGGCACGGAGAACACGAUCACCAUCUCGAACCCCAACGGCAACGCGCCCGACUUUGACCGUGUGGGUUACUGA